GUUUUUUGCUAUGAGAAAACAUUUCGAAUUAGAAGGCAUCCUUCUGUUGACUGGAAUCACGCCUAGCAGUAUUUUUUCGAGUAUCUAUUGAAUAUUUGAAGCUUUUGCUAUGUUCCAUUCAAGGCCACUUCAGCAUGGCCUAGAGGCUGUGCCUAUGUCUAUUUGCUAUUAACGUAUUUCCCUAUGGAUGAACUAGCUUCAAGUUAUCCUCAGACCUUUAGUGGUCUACGUAAAUCGGAGGUUAAAUUAAGGAGAAAGAAAGAAAUACCUCCACCCAAAUACCUAUGUAUGCCUGGUUCAUUAGCAGUUAUAGACAAAAUACCCAUCAUUGACAGGUCUCAUACGCUGUGCAACAAAAUAAAAUGGUAAUCAAUACAUAAUUUCAUUCUUGGCAUAUAUCAAUCUCUAAGCAUAUUUCAAAACAACGAUAUAGGUGUAGAACUUCAGAAACUACAAAUACCCCAAAUUGCUUCCAACCAUGACAAUACUUACUCAGAGAGCCAUGGGGUUGGUCAUUUGCCGAAAAUCGGGAGACUUCGUCGUUUACUAAAGAAAGAAACAAAACAUGAGUGGUUGGAAGUUUCGAAUCAUAGCAUGUUUUGGUCUCAUGUACUUUUUGGUUCAAAUGAAAUAAUUCGACGUUUGGAAAAUUAUAGUCAAAGUGGGGCGAACAGUCAAAUUGAUGGGAAGAAAAUUUUUUGCGUUUUUAUCGAUUCUGGCUGGUUACAGUCACAAUAUGUGCAUCACCUUGUUAAUUUAUGUGAUUUGUUAAAUAUUAGAUUGAUAUCUGUUAGACCGUCGGGAUGUUUACCUGAAUUGGUUACCACCAAAUUGAAAGAAGUAAAAAAAUUGGCAGUUUUUGCAUUUUCUACAUCUAAUGAAGCUCCGUCAGAUCUUUUGGAUAUAUUUCGGCAGCUUGAUACUCUAUUCUCACCAUGUGUUGGUAAUACUAAUAUCAGUUCAGCUAAGUGGAGCACUAAACGAAAAACACCUUCAUUUGAAGUGGACGACAGGCAUUCUGAUAAUUCAUCCAUAGUUGAACCGAAACAAUCAUGGGAAGUUGUACAAAUCAGUCCUCAAUUGUAUGCUUGUAGCUCUAUGGUCCGUGAAUUUACUCUACAUGAAUUCCAGUCAUAUACUUCUUCGCUCAUUCAAAAAUCAUGCAAUAAUGGUGAUAAUACUACCUACGACACUUUGUUUAACAAUGCUCUUCAUUCUCAUUUGUAUAGUGGUAACCAUGGUCUACCGCAGUAUAAAUCUCCAUCAUUAAAAACAGUUGUUGCUCAAACUGUGGAUCAGCGUGCAAAUCGGAAGGUACAGCGAUAUAAAAAAGUGAAAAAUUCAACGACUGGCAAAAAGACACAACCAUCACUUGUCUCAAUAAAGAGAAACAAGAAGAAGAAGAAGAAAAUAUUGAAAAUAGCAAACAAAAAUCCAGAAUAGCUACAUUCUGCCACUAUCAGUCUUGUGAAUUUUUUCUGCAUAUUUUGUAAUAAACCUGUGAUUAUCCAGUUUGUUAAACUUUUCUUUGUACAUGUGUGUGUUCGCCUGUUUUAUUUCUGAAAUCGUUAUUAACUCAUUGUGUCCCUAAGAAGUCAUCAUUCCCGACCGAAAGCUGCUACCUUGACGUGGUGGUCGGGCUUGAACACCGCAAUGACCUAAUCAAGCUAUACUGGCUGAGACUUAUGUCUCUUGAGGUUCUACCAUGCCAGGCAGGUUGUUUGGAUAGCGGUUAAACAAAAAGCAGCUAACCUAUCCAAUACCAUGAUUCAAACAAAUUCACAAAAUUUCAUGCCGGAUCGGCCGUGGCCCGGAUUAACAACGACCGCGCUUCCUGCUGCCGUGUCACAGGGCGGGAGUGAUAAAUCUGCUACUGAGACACACCAAACAAAAAAGAACGAACAAAAACAGGCCGCGUGUGACCGGCCUCAAGCAGUUGUCCCCUGGGCUCUGCGGUCACGCAACCAACUUCCACGGUGUGGGCAGCCGGGAAGUAACAAUCGCCCUCACAAUCCGAAAUGCACACGAAACCUCUCUAUUACUCACUCAUCUUUGUUUUCAUCUUCAUCUCUAU
Messenger RNA from Trichobilharzia regenti, 2074 nucleotides. Lineage: Eukaryota; Metazoa; Platyhelminthes; Trematoda; Strigeidida; Schistosomatidae. The record is from the annotation of a GenBank genome assembly.